This is a messenger RNA of Talaromyces proteolyticus, 1375 nucleotides long. RefSeq names its product putative Ran-interacting protein Mog1. Gene Ontology annotation, cellular component: nucleus. Gene Ontology annotation, molecular function: small GTPase binding; guanyl-nucleotide exchange factor activity. The transcript is spliced from 2 exons. NCBI's taxonomy places the organism in Eukaryota, Fungi, Ascomycota, Eurotiomycetes, Eurotiales, Trichocomaceae. The record is from RefSeq and is a predicted model, not a curated record. Bases 453 to 1208 code for a protein of 251 amino acids. Gene Ontology annotation, biological process: protein import into nucleus.
GCAGUCAGUGGUCCGUACAAGAAUAGAACGCCUCUCGUCAUAAUUUCACUAUAACUAAAAUUAUAGACUCUAAAAUUCGAAACCGUCAAUCCAGAGCUGCCAGUAACCAGUGGCCCGCCAAAAAAAGCUAUAUCAAUCCAUUAAAGGUGGGUAAAAAAAAAUAGGCAUUCAUCGCGGGGCAGUGAGUUCCGAGUACCGCCUAUUUUGUUACAUAUGCAUUGAUACAAAGUGAUGCCUGCACGUUUGAAAGGAUUUACGUGCACUGAGGGACGCAUAUAAAAGGGCGGGUUUUGUCUGGUGUUCAGUCAUAAAGUUGCAGGUCAACUGGCCAGCUUUAUAUCGCGUCAUCAAUUUCAACAUUCUUGCAACAUAACGAAUCGGUUGAAAAUAAAAGAUCUGAAAUUAUACAUCAUUCUUCGCCCAAUCGAAAAACAUAUCCCAAGUUAAUCAAAAUGACUGCCCAAUUCGAAGAAAAACCUCUCUUUGGAGGAGCCAUCACAGGCACGAUUCCCCAGGGCUGGCUGGAUGCUAGUGACAUUCGCCAAGUCCCCAAUCAUCAGGAGAUAUUCCUCUCCCCCACGACCCUUUCAAACCUUAUCAUAGAAAUCAAUGAAUACGUGCCUAAACAACAAGCCUUACGCACACUCUCCUCAGCUCCAGAAUCUCUAUCUCAAGCUGGUGCCGCUGCGCACGUCGGCGCCGAGGCAGAAGGCGUUGCUGCUGCUUUGUAUCAUCUCCGAGACCUAUGUGACGAGGGCGACACCAUGGACAUCAUCAACCCGCCCCAUCCAGUCCAACUUAAACAUUUCACGGCCGUCAACAACCUAUCUGCGUUCACAGGGAUUGUGAAGUAUACGACCCCUAAGAAACAGCGUAGCGCUACAGCAGGAAUUAAUGCUUUGGGUCGGGAAGAUAGCGCGCAGCAGCAAACCUCGUUUACCUCGAUAGAUGGUGAUGUUUCCGGAGGUCGGGAUACGGCGAGCUCGAGUACAACUGGGCCGUGGAGGUCGAGCUAUUCAAGCCAUUUCCUGCUUGUGCGCCUACCGGAGAAGGAGACAGAUAUUCUAGUCUUUGUGAAUGUGCCGCAUGAUGAGUUUGAUUUGCAGGGAGAUCCGAGAGCUUUGGCGAGGGAGGAGGCGAUUGCUAGUGGGCUUCUGGAGAAGUUUGUGGAGGUGUUAGAGGUUAAGAAUUGGGAUUUAUUUGGUUAAGAUAUGGUAUUUACCUGAGACGCAGGAAAUGUUUGAGUUUAUAUUUAUGUACGAGCAGAAUGGAUCAGAAAUAUGUAUCAAUUGAUGUAAAAUAGAUAGCUGGUUCGUUCCGAAAGGAAUACCCUCAGCGUCUAAAGAGGCGAUCUCGACGUGCGAGUGCCUAUCAA